This is a messenger RNA of Magallana angulata, 3641 nucleotides long. Its product is annotated as transducin beta-like protein 3. The transcript is spliced from 25 exons. Lineage: Eukaryota; Metazoa; Mollusca; Bivalvia; Ostreida; Ostreidae. Gene Ontology annotation, cellular component: 90S preribosome; small-subunit processome; nucleolus. Bases 1 to 3321 code for a protein of 1106 amino acids. The record is from RefSeq and is a predicted model, not a curated record. Gene Ontology annotation, molecular function: protein binding; U3 snoRNA binding. Gene Ontology annotation, biological process: endonucleolytic cleavage to generate mature 5'-end of SSU-rRNA from (SSU-rRNA, 5.8S rRNA, LSU-rRNA); endonucleolytic cleavage in 5'-ETS of tricistronic rRNA transcript (SSU-rRNA, 5.8S rRNA, LSU-rRNA).
AUGGCGGCAGGUUGGACAGUUUCUAUUGCGGUGCAGCCAUGUCUCUAUGCAGACUUUACAAAAUACAUGGCGACAUGGGCUCUCUACUGGACCCUCCAGCACACACUGACAGAUACAGCAAAUCAAGUCUGGGUCAGGUGGGCUCUCAAACUUCUCAACGUCAAACCUAGACACCAUCUACUGAAGAGUUCCACUUACAGAGUUAUCCCUCUUGGAAAAUAUUUGGAAACUUCCGGUGCACGUGUUGACUAUGAAACAGAAAAUAUGACACAACUUAAAGAGAAUUUUGCUGUGGAAACAAAGUAUGAACCCUUUUACACUGGAGGGAAAAUCUUUAUUUCCAAUGAUGGGACGUGCAUGUUUUGUGGAUGUGGAAACAAAAUCCACAUUAUUGAUGUAAAUUCAGGGCAAACCAAAUACACUUUAUCCCAGGAGGAAGAGGAAGAAAUAACCCAUUUCUGUCUGUCUCCAAACAAUGAGUUCUUAGUUGCUGCCACCAAACAUUUAGUUUUGAGGCAGUGGAACUGGAAGGAUCAAGUUCUAAUUAGGUCAUGGAAGGCUAUUCACAUAUCUCCUGUUUUGACUAUGGACUUUGAUGUUUCCUCUACAUUGUUGGCAUCAGGAAGUUCUGACACAACAAUUAAACUGUGGGAUAUUGAUAAACAGUAUUGUACACACAAUCUUAAAGGUCAUACUGGGGUUAUAAGCAUAGUAAAGUUCCACCCUGACAAUGAGAAGUUACAGCUUUUUUCUGCUGCGGAUGACUACAAGGUCAAGGUCUGGGACCUGAGGACCAGUAAAUGUCUGGUGACGGUGGAGGCGCACUACAGCGUGGUCACCAGCAUGGUCUUCUCACCUGACAAUACAACAAUGUAUAGUGGGGGGCGAGAUCGAAUAGUGUCUGUGUGGGAUGUAGGGGAGCUGAAGGUCACCAAGGCCAUCCCAGUGUUUGAGAGUGUGGAAGCAGUGAUCUUGUUGCCUCAAAAUCAGGAGUUUCCCGACCUUGGGGUCAUUGAGCAGGAAGGCCCACACAUCAUCACAGCUGGCAGUAAAGGAACUUUACGUGUGUGGAAUAUUGAAAAAGCAAAGUGCGUGUAUGUAAGGAAAGAGCUGAUUGGUCGAGCCAGUGACAAUGAGGAAGAGAAUCAAAACAUCACCCAGGCACUACACAGUGAGGCCCUGCAGAGUCUGGCUGUGGUUACCUUUGAUAACAACAUCACCGUGUGUAAAUUACAGGAUCUGUCUGUCAGUAAACAGUUUUGUGGCAACACAGACCAGGUGUUGGAGGUACAGUUUCUAGGACCCAAUGAUUCUCACUUGGCUGUGGCCACAAAUAGUGAGCACCUCAAAGUAUUUGAGGUCGCGACCUGGAACUGUCAGCUAUGCUCUGGUCAUACGGACAUCAUUCUUGGGGUUACGGUUCACAGGAAGAGAAAUCUGCUGGCCACUUGUUCAAAGGACAAUACAGUAAGAGUAUGGAAAUUUGACCCAGAUUCUGGGAAGGUCAGCUGUGUUGGAGUUGGGCAUGGUCACACACACAUAGUAGGCACUGUGGCUAUUUCCAGUGUAACAGCUAGUUGGAUGGUUAGUGGGGGUCAAGAUUUCACUCUGAAGAAGUGGCAGCUCCCCAAAACCGGGGAAGAAUCCUGUAAGGACCUGAAGUGUAUCCAUACAGAGAGGGUUCAUGAGAAAGAUAUUAACUGUGUUGUUAUGUCUCCAAAUGACAAAUUCAUAGCAACAGGGUCACAUGAUCGCACCGCAAAGCUUUGGAAUGCUGAAACUUUUGCUCUAGUUGGAGUGAUGAGAGGCCACAAGAGGGGAGUCUGGUGUGUUCAGUUCUCACCUGUUGACCAGUGUAUAGCAACCUCAUCAGGAGACGGAACAAUCAAAAUUUGGUCAAUACAAGGCUUAGAAUGUGUCAAGACUUUUGAGGGACAUGACAGUGCUGUACUGAGAGUAACUUUUAUCAACAGGGGCAUGCAACUCCUAUCCUGUGGCUCAGAUGGCCUGAUGAAGCUUUGGGUGAUAAAAUCCAACACUUGUGUAUCUACAAUGGAUGAACACGAGGACAAGGUUUGGUCGGUCACAGUCAAUAAGGAGGAGGAUCACAUUGUGACUGGAGGAGCGGACUCCAGCAUCAUUCUGUGGAAGGAUGUAACAGGAGAGGAGGUACAGAAGAAGCAAACUGAGAGAGAGGAUUUCAUUCUUAAAGAACAACAGCUGAGUAAUUUACUUCACAAGAAGAAAUAUCUGAGAGCCAUUGGUCUGGCCAUUACACUGGAGCAGCCAUUCAGAGUGUUGAACAUCAUCAAAGAAAUCCUGUACAAUCCUGAUGGGAAAACAGAACUGGAGAAAACUCUUCAAAAGCUCAGAGUUGAUCAGAUAGAUUCAGUGCUGCGUUUUGCUGGAGAAUGGAAUACCAACAGCAGACAUUGCCAUGAGGCUCAGUUUGUCCUCAACACGGUCCUCAAGACAUACCCUCCAGAGGAGAUCCUCAAAUUCCCCAACAUCAAGUCCACCAUGGAGGCAUUUAUUCCCUACACAGAGCGGCAUUUCCAGAGGAUGAAUCGCCUGUUACAACAAGCCAUGUUUUUGGAGUUCACUUGGAGUUGUAUGAGGAGGGUCACAGAUAAUACACAGUCAGUUGACAAUAAGGAAGGAUUCAGAUCAGUGGAGGGAUUACCAGAAAAUGAAUCGGAUAUGGAGAUCAGAAAUCAUUCUUCUGGAGGUGAAUCAGACAGUGACGAUUCCAUGGAUACAGAAGACAAUGAUGAAAAAGACCGUGAAACAGAAGAAAGUGCUAAUGAAGACAAUGAUAGUGUUCAUGGGAGUGAGUCAGACGAUGGGUCUAAAUCCACUGAAAGCUCUGCUAGUGAUGGAGAGCAAGCAGAGUCGGACAUUGAGAAUAUUAAACCUGCUGCCCUGUCAGGAGGGGAGCGGUUGACUGGUUCUCAUCGGGGCAGCACCAGUUCAUCACAGGACGAGGGUUCUGACUCAGAGUCCAGUGAGGGAGAGCCUCUGGUCUUCUCCAGUCAAAACACAAAGAGUUUGGAAAAUUUAAAGGGCAGUGAGAAAGUGAUGUCCAGCAAGAAAAAAUCUCAACAAAAAAGUAAUGUACAGAAUACCCCAAUUAAUAAACAGACAACAGAGGUAAAAAGCAGAAAAAGGGCACAGACAGAAUCUGAUCCUGAGGAGCUGGAGACUGGCGAGAAAAGUGCAAGAGGACUGAGAUCCAGCCAGACAGAGGCUGAAACAAACAGUGCAAAAAGGUUAAAGCAACCCCUAACUAGGUCAAUGUUAAAGAAACAGAAAGGGAGAUAACUCGUAUCAUCAGUGGUUUUUAUUUGAGAACACCUCUAUCAAUGUUAAACACAAAGGUCCUUUUAAUAUAUUUAAAAGAUUUGAAAUUUUAAACAAUUAGUUUUAUAUGUCCUGCAGUGUGUAUGAUAUACAUGCACAUGAAUUUAUGUUGAAUAAUAAACAAUUUUUGUCUUCAUGUAACGGAAGGAAAUUGAUUAUGGGAAUUUAAUACAUUGCGGUUGCUAAGUGUACCUGUAUACCGGUAUUUCCUUCUAUCAAGCUUGAAAUGAACUGUUGAGUUGUUGUAUGUAAACAAUACAUAAAAUGAAUUUUAAACAGUU